AUGGUGGCGCCCGCGGAGCGGCGCGCGGAGAAGCAGGUUCCGCGGUGCAUUAAGUGCCGCGCGGCGGACGCAGCGGCGCUGGUGAAUCAAACGGAGGCGCUGUGCGCGGCGUGUCUGCGCGGCGCGCUGCUGGGGAAGUUCAAGUCGGCCGUGAAUGGCGGCAAGCUCGUCGCGAAGGACGAUCACGUGCUGCUCGCCUUCUCGGGCGGCGCCGCCUCCAGGUGCGCGCUCGACUUUCUCCUCGCCAUACAGUCACCCCUACUUCACGCACAAGGAGCCGCGCCGCUCGGCGCGCAAGGGGCGGCAGCGAGGGGGCGCAUUCCGUUUCGCCUCUCCGUUGCCUACGUGGACGAGCGCGUGGCGGUGGGGAAUGACCUUCUGCCACGUGGCACUGCUGACAGGCUGGCAUGCGAGUUGCGGGAGAUCGUGAGUGACGCUGUCGCGGCGCACAGGGGCGCACGUGACUGCAGCGAGGGUGACCCAGGGGAGGGGCGAGGGCGAGGGGCGGGGGCGGAGAAUGGGGGGCCGCACGGAGUGGCGUUUCACGUGGUGCGUCUGGAGAGUGGGCUGGCGGACGGGGGGAGUGCGCCCGCGGAUGGGGGGGGUGCGCCAAUGGAGGGUGACACGGGUAAUGGGGAGAGCACGGCGGAGCUGUUGGCGGCACGGCUGGCAGCAGUGGUGGGGGGGGCAGCGGAGGGCACGGGCAGGGAGGACGUGGUGGAGGCUCUGCGCCUGGACGCGCUGAUGCUGCUGGCGCAGCGACUGAGGUGCAGCAAGGUGGUGGUGGGCAGCACGGCCACUCGCCUUGCAGCGCAUGUCAUCGCCUCCACCGCUAAGGCGCAGGGCUUUGCCCUACCAGCGGACCUGGCGGUGUGGGACGCACGGAGGGGAGUGCCGGUGGUGCGGCCGCUGCGCGACUGCUCUCUGCGCGACCUCGCCCUCCUCGCCCACCUCUUCCGCCUCCCCACCGCCUUCACGCCCUCCCUCGCCACUCGUGCCUCCCUGCGGCGGGGCGCAGGGAGUGGGGCCACAGGGGGGGCGGGGAGCAUUAACGCGCUGGCAGCAUCGUUCCUGGAGGGGUUGCAGAGGGAGAGCAGCGGGCGCCAGUUUACCGUCACUCGCACCGCCCUCAAGCUGCAACCCUUCCCCUUCAACCUCCCCCCCUCCCUCGCACCCCCCUCCCCCACGGCUGCUGACUGCCCCCCUCUCCCCCUCUGCGCCAUCUGCCUCGCCCCCCUCCCCCCGCCUGCUCUCGCCCCCCCACUCCCGCCUGACCCCCCUGCUUCUGGUGUUGCCACAGCAGCCGCCGCCCCUUCCCUGCCCCUCUCCCCUUCGUCCUCCCCCCUCUGCUGCAGCUGCCGCUGGGGAGUGGUGGGAGCAGGGGAAGCCACGCGGCUGGGAGGAAAAAGGGGGAAAGGUGAAGCAGGAAAGGGAAGGGAGAACGGGGAGGGCGGACGGGGGGAAGUGGAGGCAGGAGGAGCGGGAGCAGGUGCAGGCGGAGCAGGGGGGGUGGCGGGGCUGCCAGAGGCGUUUCUGGCUCGGGGCAGGGCGGGCAGCGCGAGCUAUGCGCAGUGGCUCAGGCAAUGCGAGAGGAGCAUGAUUGCAGACUGCCUGCUGGAGGGCGACUGA
Messenger RNA from Closterium sp. Naga37s-1, 1629 nucleotides. The record is from the annotation of a GenBank genome assembly. Lineage: Eukaryota; Viridiplantae; Streptophyta; Zygnematophyceae; Desmidiales; Closteriaceae.